UUUCAGUUUACUUUCAUUGUUUAUUUGGCCAGUCGUCUAGAUACCACAAGGACCAAGAAGAGUCAUGAAAAGGAGGGUGUGGAAUACAACUUUGUUUCAAAACAGUCAUUUGAGAUUGACGUGCAGCACAACAAGUUUGUAGAACAUGGAGAGUAUAAGGAGAAUCUGUAUGGGACGAGCCUGGAGGCGAUACAGUCUGUCAUGUCUAAAAAUAAAGUUUGCCUUGUGGAUGUUGUGCCUGAGGCAGUGAAGCACUUAAGGACAGCAGAGUUCAAGCCAUAUGUUGUCUUUGUAAAGCCUCUUGUCUCUGAAAAGAAAAAGAACUCACCAGCCUCUCUGCUGACAGAGGAAAUCUUUGUCCCGCUUGAUGAGGAACAGCAAGAGAUGGUGAACUCAGCAGCCUUCAUUGAGGAACAAUACGGCCACUUGAUUGAUACUGUCCUGGUGAAGGAAGAUCUCCACAGUGCCUGCAGCCAACUGAAAACCAUACUGGAGAAACUGAACACAGACUGCUUUUGGGUGCCUGUCUCUUGGGUCAAGUUAUAGUCAGCAAUGGUCUGCCAAAAAAGAAGAAACAAAUGAAGAUAUAUUCCUGUUUGAUAAUAAUAGUAAUUUGUAAAUAGAAUGGAUGGUUAAAAAGGGAAAAUACUGCUGCAGCAGCCAGCUUGCUUGAAAAGCAGGAAAGAGAAUCCAUCUGCAACUAAAACCGUAUUCUGAUGUAAUCACUUCCUCCACGGGAAUGGAAUGAAAAAUUGCACAAUACAAUCCAGGGUAUGUGUGGGUCCCUUUAGACAGCAAUCUUAGAUUCUGGAUAUCUGAAUGGCUCUUUCAAAGUCUGCAACUGAGAUUCAAACUGUGGUCAUCUUGCUGAAGACUAAAUAACCGGAAAACAUUACAGAACAAAAAUGUGCUAACCCUGAAAUUUCCACAAUCCAUAAUAAAUGAGAGAGACCUUCAGUUAUAACUUAUAAUUUCAGAUAACACAAUAAUAAAACUCCCCCCCCCCUACUGAUUGACCAGGCAGAAUCAGAAGAGCAUUUAAAAGUGACAGUUUAUACUUUAGUAAGAGAGAAAUUUUUCUGGGCCAGCUGCAAAGCCUUUAAUAUUUUUGCCUGAAAAUUAACCACUCCGUAUAUUCUCUAUAUGUAACUAUAUUUUGAGACAUUAGUGAUUUAUUCAGAUUUUUUUUCCCUCUGAUUACCUCGGUAAAUUGCCUAAGUAAUGUGUUAAAUCAUGUACUCAAGGCAUUGGAAAAUGUCCCAGUUGUAGUCAGAGGACCACAAAUUUCUCAUGAGCAAAUGGUGAAGAAGCAUUUCUCCUCUAUUUCUACUUUGGGGCUGAAAAUGCUGAGGUAUCUGCGUCAUAGGCCAACCAGUUACCCAUUUUAGGUCAAGUUCAGCUUAGGCAAGUGGUCUGAAUUGUUAAAAGUGGCAAAGGAUGUUUGGCAUAAGCUCCAUCUUGCAGAAUUAUAGCUAAAGAUCCAUUGGGGGUCAGGACCACCCAAUAGCCAAGCCUGUACAUGGCUAGCAUAAUACUGGAUUUGCUGUGCAAACAUAGGAUUGGGUGCAAAGUUCAGCAUCCAGAAAUUAACUUAAAAAGCCAAGCAAAAUUUCCGUUCUUCCAAUUAUUGAAAAUGUAAGUUUUUUGUUUGCUCAUUUGGUCUUGGUAAACAACAGAAAUGGAACAUCCUUCAAUUCUAAGAACUGAGGUGAAGCAGCAUCACAACUCCCAAGCACUACAGUUAGCCUUCUCCAGAACUCCAUACUCAGAAUGAUUUGUGCAUCAUAAACGCAUGCAAGUGGUAUGCCUUGCUUUGCUUCGCUUAAUUCUUCUUUCAGAAUGAUAUUUUUUUGCAGAUAAUGUUGCUUUGGGGACUAUAAGGGAGGACGAGUUCUUGGGAGAAGGAGCAGUGACUUACCUGUAUUUUUUUUUUUUUCCCUGUACUGUUUUUAUGUUCCACUAUUUUUUUUUGGGGGGGGUGCAUUUCUUUGUAAAGAAAAUAUUUCCCAUAGAAGAAAAAACUCACCAAUCUUCCUAGAGCUCUUGGAUAUCUUAACCACAACAUUUAUCACCAAUCUGUCUUUGGAAGCUGAAGUUAUUGAUGUAUUUAUUUAGUUCUGUAGUUUUAAAACUGUGGGGAAAGUUGGGGCUUUGUUGAAACUUCAUAAUUAAGAUUGAUUGAUUGAUUAUGUGCCAUCAAGUUGGUGUCAACUCUUAGCAACCAUACAGAUAAUUUUUU
This is a messenger RNA of Python bivittatus (Burmese python), 2239 nucleotides long. The record is from RefSeq and is a predicted model, not a curated record. Lineage: Eukaryota; Metazoa; Chordata; Lepidosauria; Squamata; Pythonidae.